AUGUCUUCAGAUGUGAUUAGCACCAAAAAAAAGUCCAUUGCAGCAGAUGUCACGACCCAAACGACCCCACUUGACGCGGCCAACAUAUACCAUCUGCCAGUUGAGGCUAGAGACAAACCGUUGAUGCCGAGGCCGACCAAAGACUCCCUCGAUCCUUUAAACUGGUCCAAGUUGCAGAAGUACAACAUCAUUGGCAUCGUGUGCUUCUUUUACUUCCUGCUGACCUAUUUGACCACUGCCCCGGUGCCCUCGUUCUCGCUCCUCGAGGAGCAAUUCGAUGCCUCGUACAAUCAAGUCAACUGGUCCUUCGGCAUCUCUGCCUUUGGCCUCGCAUUUGGCCCUCUGGUCACCUCGUCGCUGGCAGAGACGUACGGCCGCCGAGUGGUAACCAUCAUCGCCACUGCGAUCGCAGUUCUUGCCAGUGGUUGCACCUCGAUCAAAGGACAAUCUAUCGGCCAGUACAUGGCAGCCAGGUUUUUCCAGGGGUUUGCAGCCGGUCCUGCCGCCAACGUGGGCCUCAGUAUCAUCAAUGACAUCUCUUGGGAGCACGAGCGGGGUUAUCGCAUCGGUCUCUGGGCCAUGGCUGCAAACAUAGGAAGUGUCCUGGGUGGCCUCAUUGGCGGGUUCAUAGCCACCGUGAACCAAUACUGGGUGGCCUACCACGUCACCAUAGCCUUCGCAUUUCUCCUGCUCUGGGAACUUCUAUUUCUGCCAGAAACUCAAUAUCCUCGCGCCCAUGUUGUUGCUCUAGAGCUCCAACAAGCCACGGCCAAGGCGCGUGGGGAGACCCUGCAGAAUACUGCUGUCGACAUUAAAAGAACCAAACAACUCCCCUGGCUGAACAUCCGCAAAAUCCCAGGGGUGCCCCAUCCAAAACCUUGGGCAACCUUAAUCACAUUCUGCAAGCUGUGGGCGUACCCAAAGCUGGUCGCCAGUGUUUGUGGAUACAUAUUUCUCCAUUAUUGGUGGAUCGUGGCCCUGCUCUCAAUGAUCCCUGCGGCGUACGCGGAGUACAAGAUCCAGAUUCAGGGUUUGUUCUUCACAGGCGCCCUGGUUGGGGUCAUCUUUGCAGAGAUAUUCUGCUCGGGCCAUUUGAGCGACUGGAUCGUUGUCCGCCUUGCGCACAAAAACCACGGCCAGCGAACACCAGAAAUGAGGCUGUGGCUGGGCUAUCCCGGCGCCCUUUUCUCUGCCAUCGGGCUUGCUGUCUGGGGAGCUUCGGUUCAGGAAGGAUGGCACUGGAUGGUCGGUCAGGUCUCGCUCUUCCUGUUUGCGGUCGGCCUUCAAGCCGGCAACACAACUUUGUCGACAUAUAUCGUGGACAGCUACCCAGAGCACGCCAUUGAGGUCAUAACAUUUUAUUCCGUCAUCAUAAAUAUGUCCGCAUUUAUUGUUCCCUGGUAUAUUUACGACUGGACCGCCGCAGUCGGAUAUGGAUGGUGCUUCGGCACCCAAGCAAUUAUCUGCGCCCUGUGCCUGCCACCUGUUUAUUUUGUGCUCCACCGAUGGGGUAACAGGUGGGUAAAACCCAUAGUGCUCUCGUCCGAUGAGUUGCCAGACGUACCGAGCUUCGAAAUCAGUGCCUAUCAAGAGAAAUGA
Fonsecaea multimorphosa CBS 102226 is the source of this 1599-nucleotide messenger RNA. RefSeq lists its product as uncharacterized. NCBI's taxonomy places the organism in Eukaryota, Fungi, Ascomycota, Eurotiomycetes, Chaetothyriales, Herpotrichiellaceae. The coding region runs from base 1 to 1599 and encodes 532 amino acids. Gene Ontology annotation, biological process: transmembrane transport. The transcript is spliced from 6 exons. Gene Ontology annotation, molecular function: transmembrane transporter activity. The record is from RefSeq and is a predicted model, not a curated record.